Molecule: messenger RNA, 1137 nt
Organism: Exophiala viscosa
Lineage: Eukaryota; Fungi; Ascomycota; Eurotiomycetes; Chaetothyriales; Herpotrichiellaceae
Product: alpha-L-arabinofuranosidase II
Exons: 1
Coding region: 1-1137 (378 amino acids)
Biological process (GO): carbohydrate metabolic process
Molecular function (GO): hydrolase activity, hydrolyzing O-glycosyl compounds
Source: RefSeq, a predicted model, not a curated record
AUGUCCAACACUCCAAUCUGCGACACCGACACGCCAGACCCAUGGAUGCUCUACCACAAUAACACCUACUACCUAACUUUCACAGCCGGGGACCGCGUCGAGAUCUGGUCAUCUCCCUCAAUGGAAAAUUUUAGAGGCGCGUCCAAGACCAUCGCGUGGCGUCCCCAACCCGGCACACCCUGGUCCUGCGACCUCUGGGCUCCAGAACUUCAUUACCUCAACGGCACAUGGUACGUGUACCUAUGCGCCGCACACCCAGGCCAAGGCAACCCAUCGCACCGGACCGUCCUGCUACGCUCCGCCAGCACCGACCCAAUGGAUCCGGAGGGGUGGUCUUUCAUAGGCGAACUCGACGGCCUCCCAGACCACUGGAACAUCGAUCUCACAGUCUUCACCCUCAACCAAAGACUUUACGCAUGCUACUCAAGCUGGCCACUCGGCGACUUUUCCGACACACAGCAAGAUCUCUUCCUUGUCGAACUUGCAACCCCUGAGACCGUACUCCGCGGUUCACAAGUAUGCAUAUCGCGCGCCGGACUCCCCUGGGAAAGACCGGAAGGGGGCCGCCGCGGCGUCAACGAAGGGCCCACAUGGCUUUCCACACCUGGGUUCCAGGGCAUCGUAUAUAGCGCCAACGGAAGCUGGACAAGCGAUUAUACCCUCGGUCUACUUCAAUUCCUCGGUGGAAACCCACUGAACCCAGACUCCUGGUGGAAACGGCCUGUCCCACUGCUCGUCAGCCACAAAGGUCUAGGCGGGCCAUUUGGACCGGGACACGCGAGUUUCAUUACAAACGACGAGAAAGUGUAUUGUAUAUACCAUGCCACUGAGCGCGAUAAUGAGGGCUGGAAUAAUCGCAAGGCAAGGGUGUUGUGUCUUCACCCGAGUUGUUUUCAGCCCCAGGCGCAAACUUUGUGUUGCUCGCUGGUGACUACGCCGAAUCGACCACAACCUCAGCCGCAAUCACAACUGCAGAGGUUUCAACAGCAAUCACCUCCGAGCCAGAACCAGUAUCCGGGUAAUACGACGCAAUAUCCACAACAGCAACAGCAACAGCAACAGCAACAGCAGGGAAGACAUGUGUUUCAGCAGUUUGGGAAUACGCUCAUGAAAAAGGCCAGGGAUUUCUCGUCGUGA